AUGAGUAUCCUGCCGUGCAGUUUCCUCUUCCUCCUCCUCAUCUGCCUCCCUGUCCUGGCUGAAGCUAAACGUCAGCCUGGUCAGGGGAAACCGGACAAACCUCGCCAGCCUCCGCCAUCACCUCAACCGGCCAAGAGACACAGAAAUCGCUCUGUGCCGGGCUCCGGAGAGCUGACCACGAAGGAGGGACAUCGCUGCAUCUGGCAGACGUCCGGUGAUGGCCUGGUGAGCCUGCUGGUGAACUGCAGCACUGAAACACUGGGAGAGCAGCAGAGGUACUGGUGUCGCUACGCUGGCAAACCAGACCUCUGCCAGGCCUACGGGUUGAAGUCCAGCCAGUACUGGAAGCAGCUGGUGGGGAAGCUGAAGAAGAGGCAGAACGCCUGUGAUGGAGAGAAAGUCCUGAAGGCCAAAACCUGCAAGAAGUCACCCGUCGAAGCCCACAUGAAGCUCGCCCAACGCAGCGGAGAGGAGGAAAGGAAGGGAGGCAAGGAAGGCGGGAAGAAAAGAGUGCUGCCGGCCGGUAGGAGCUCAGAAGGAGGGAAGGCAGAGAGGAGGAAGAAGAAGGAGGAGGAGGAUGAAGAGGAGAAGAAGAAGAGGGAGGAGAGGACUGGGUUUGAUGAGGAAGGAGUGAUGAACGACAUGGAGCCGGUGCAGAAUUACUGCAGCGAGGGAUGGAACUCCGUCUGCUCGUUCUUUAUCAAGUUUUUUGAGGGCUGA
Scomber japonicus (chub mackerel) is the source of this 720-nucleotide messenger RNA. It is a transcript of the gene fgfbp3, whose product is annotated as fibroblast growth factor binding protein 3. Gene Ontology annotation, molecular function: growth factor binding. The transcript has 2 exons. Lineage: Eukaryota; Metazoa; Chordata; Actinopteri; Scombriformes; Scombridae. Bases 1 to 720 code for a protein of 239 amino acids. Gene Ontology annotation, biological process: cell-cell signaling. The record is from RefSeq and is a predicted model, not a curated record.